Mirounga angustirostris (Northern elephant seal) is the source of this 9100-nucleotide messenger RNA. It is a transcript of the gene ERC1, whose product is annotated as ELKS/RAB6-interacting/CAST family member 1. Lineage: Eukaryota; Metazoa; Chordata; Mammalia; Carnivora; Phocidae. The transcript is spliced from 20 exons. The record is from RefSeq and is a predicted model, not a curated record. Gene Ontology annotation, biological process: maintenance of presynaptic active zone structure; neuromuscular synaptic transmission; regulation of synaptic plasticity. Gene Ontology annotation, molecular function: structural constituent of presynaptic active zone. Gene Ontology annotation, cellular component: cytoskeleton of presynaptic active zone. The coding region runs from base 315 to 3623 and encodes 1102 amino acids.
CGGCCGCCGUGGCGGCAGCUCGGAAGUCGGGCGGGACCGAGAGCUUUCCGCCUGCCGCUGGCGCUGAGGCUUUUUUUUUGCCUUUUCUUAGCUUGCUUCUUCCUCACGGCCCUGGCUAGGGCUGGGCAGCGCGCCCCCGGGGAGGGGCGGAGCUGUAGAUAUGGUAUAAGGUAUUUCUUCAAGACUGGACAGCCGAAGACCUGUUACUUCUGAUUAGCCUUAAGCAGACUUACAGCCAUCGAGAAACCUCACGGAAUUUCAUAUUUUGCUUUCUGCUUUACACCUUUCUUGGCACCCACAUUCAUCUUGCAACCAUGUAUGGAAGUGCUCGCUCAGUUGGGAAGGUGGAACCGAGCAACCAGAGCCCUGGGCGUUCACCUAGGCUUCCACGUUCCCCUCGCUUGGGUCAUCGUCGAACCAACAGUACGGGAGGGAGUUCUGGAAGCAGUGUUGGAGGUGGCAGUGGGAAAACCCUUUCAAUGGAGAAUAUCCAAUCCUUAAAUGCUGCCUAUGCCACAUCUGGCCCUAUGUACCUAAGUGACCAUGAAAAUGUGGGUUCAGAAACACCUAAAAGCACUAUGACGCUUGGCCGUUCUGGGGGACGUCUGCCAUAUGGUGUCAGGAUGACUGCUAUGGGCAGUAGCCCCAAUAUAGCUAGCAGUGGGGUUGCUAGUGACACCAUAGCAUUCGGAGAGCAUCACCUCCCUCCUGUGAGUAUGGCAUCCACUGUUCCUCACUCUCUUCGUCAGGCAAGAGAUAAUACAAUCAUGGAUCUGCAGACACAGCUGAAAGAAGUAUUAAGAGAAAAUGAUCUCUUGCGGAAGGAUGUGGAAGUAAAGGAGAGCAAAUUAAGUUCUUCCAUGAAUAGCAUUAAGACUUUUUGGAGCCCAGAGCUGAAGAAAGAACGAGCUCUGAGAAAAGAUGAAGCCUCCAAAAUCACUAUUUGGAAGGAACAGUAUAGAGUUGUGCAGGAGGAAAACCAGCACAUGCAGAUGACAAUCCAGGCUCUCCAGGAUGAAUUGCGGAUCCAAAGGGACCUGAACCAGCUGUUUCAGCAAGACAGUAGCAGUAGGACUGGUGAACCCUGUGUGGCAGAGCUGACGGAGGAGAACUUUCAGAGGCUACAUGCUGAGCAUGAGCGGCAGGCCAAAGAGCUGUUCCUUCUUCGAAAGACUUUGGAGGAAAUGGAGCUGCGUAUUGAGACUCAGAAGCAAACCCUAAGUGCUCGGGAUGAAUCCAUCAAGAAACUUCUGGAGAUGUUGCAGAGCAAAGGGCUUUCUGCUAAGGCUACUGAAGAAGACCAUGAGAGAACAAGACGACUGGCAGAGGCAGAGAUGCAUGUCCACCACCUAGAAAGCCUUUUGGAGCAGAAGGAAAAAGAGAACAGUAUGUUGAGAGAAGAGAUGCAUCGGAGAUUUGAGAAUGCACCUGAUUCUGCCAAAACAAAAGCUCUGCAAACUGUUAUUGAAAUGAAGGAUUCAAAAAUAUCCUCUAUGGAGCGUGGGCUCCGAGACUUGGAAGAGGAAAUUCAGAUGCUGAAAUCAAAUGGGGCCUUGAGUACUGAAGAACGGGAAGAAGAAAUGAAACAAAUGGAGGUCUAUCGGAGCCAUUCUAAAUUUAUGAAAAAUAAGGUAGAGCAACUGAAGGAGGAACUAAGUUCGAAAGAGGCUCAAGGGGAGGAGCUGAAAAAGAGAGCGGCUGGUCUUCAGGCUGAGGUCUUUGCCAUUGGUCAGGUGAAGCAGGAGCUGUCCAGAAAGGACACAGAACUACUAGCCCUACAGACAAAGCUAGAAACACUCACAAACCAGUUCUCGGAUAGUAAGCAACACAUUGAAGUGCUGAAGGAGUCCUUGACUGCUAAAGAACAACGGGCUGCCAUCCUGCAGACCGAGGUGGAUGCUCUCCGAUUGCGUUUGGAAGAGAAGGAAACCAUGUUGAAUAAGAAGACAAAACAAAUUCAGGAUAUGGCUGAGGAGAAGGGGACACAAGCUGGAGAGAUACAUGACCUCAAAGACAUGCUGGAUGUGAAAGAGAGGAAGGUUAAUGUUCUUCAGAAGAAGAUUGAAAAUCUUCAAGAGCAACUUAGAGAUAAGGAGAAGCAAAUGAGCAGCUUGAAAGAACGAGUCAAAUCGUUGCAGGCUGACACUACCAACACCGACACAGCCUUGACAACUUUGGAGGAGGCCCUUGCAGAGAAAGAGCGGACAAUUGAACGCUUAAAGGAGCAGCGGGACAGAGAUGAACGAGAGAAGCAAGAGGAAAUUGAUAACUACAAAAAAGAUCUUAAAGACUUGAAAGAAAAAGUCAGCUUAUUGCAAGGCGACCUCUCAGAAAAAGAGGCUUCACUCUUGGAUCUGAAAGAGCAUGCUUCUUCCCUGGCUUCCUCAGGACUGAAAAAGGACUCACGGCUUAAGUCACUGGAGAUUGCUUUGGAACAGAAGAAGGAGGAGUGUCUGAAGAUGGAAUCACAAUUGAAAAAGGCACAUGAGGCAACAUUGGAAGCCAGAGCCAGUCCAGAGAUGAGUGACCGAAUACAGCAGUUGGAGAGAGAGAUUGCCAGGUUCAAAGAUGAAUCUAGCAAGGCCCAGGCAGAAGUUGACCGCCUCUUGGAAAUCUUGAAGGAAGUGGAAAAUGAGAAGAAUGACAAAGAUAAGAAGAUCGCAGAGUUGGAAAGGCAAGUGAAAGACCAGAAUAAGAAGGUGGCAAAUCUGAAGCACAAGGAGCAGGUGGAAAAGAAGAAGAGUGCACAGAUGCUUGAGGAGGCUCGACGAAGGGAGGAUAAUCUCAAUGACAGCUCCCAACAACUACAGGACAGUCUCCGUAAGAAGGAUGACAGGAUUGAAGAGCUGGAAGAAGCACUAAGAGAAAGUGUACAGAUAACUGCAGAGCGAGAAAUGGUGCUAGCACAAGAGGAGUCAGCCAGGACCAGUGCUGAAAAACAGGUGGAGGAAUUACUGAUGGCCAUGGAGAAAGUGAAGCAGGAACUGGAGUCCAUGAAAGCAAAGCUGUCCUCUACUCAACAGUCUCUGGCAGAAAAGGAAACUCAUUUGACCAAUCUUCGCGCAGAAAGAAGGAAACACUUAGAGGAAGUUCUGGAGAUGAAGCAAGAAGCUCUUCUGGCUGCCAUUAGUGAAAAAGAUGCCAACAUAGCUCUUUUGGAGCUUUCAUCCUCUAAGAAAAAGACCCAAGAGGAAGUGGCUGCACUGAAGCGGGAGAAGGAUCGUCUGGUGCAGCAGCUCAAGCAGCAGACACAAAAUCGAAUGAAGCUAAUGGCCGACAACUAUGAGGAUGACCACUUCAAAUCCUCCCAUUCCAAUCAAACCAAUCAUAAACCCUCCCCAGACCAGAUCAUCCAGCCCCUCUUAGAACUCGACCAAAAUAGAAGCAAAUUAAAGUUGUAUAUUGGACACCUGACAGCCCUCUGCCAUGACCGAGACCCCCUGAUACUUCGUGGACUCACUCCACCAGCUUCCUAUAACUUGGACGAUGACCAGGCAGCUUGGGAGAAUGAGUUGCAGAAGAUGACCCAGGAACAGUCUCAAGUACUACUUCAGCAAGUCUUUGGACUGGUAAAGCCUUGUGGAGACCAUCCCAUCCAUCUCUCUGCCUCAGCUUCAGGAUGAGUUAGAAAAAGGUGAACGGGACAAUGCAGAGCUACAGGAGUUUGCCAAUGCCAUUCUCCAGCAGAUAGCAGAUCACUGUCCCGAUAUCUUGGAGCAAGUGGUCAAUGCGUUGGAAGAGUCGUCCUGACCCUGCUCUGUGGGAGCCCAGCAGCCUGCUGGAAUAAAUCCAGGAGUCGAGAAAGAAGAGCUGUAAGGAACGGGCACCCAGAAACUUCCUGGCACCCAAAAAACACUACAAACUCUAUCCUAUCUUGGUUGGUCCUUUGAGUGUGAUUCCAGCACCCUUUCUACAGCUGGACAUCUUAACUCUGCCUUUCGACUUUGGAUAUUGUCUCUACACUAAUUUUCCUGAUGUCCAGGGUGGGUAAGUGGCCAGGUUUCCAUGAAGAACUGCCAUCCAGUCAUCAGCAGUGGAGAACUGUGGAAGCUGGUGGUUCUGCCCUUAACAGAGGGACAUGGAGUGGAGAGCCCUUCUUCCUUCUGCCCUUGACAUGAGAACUAAACCUGGAAUCUCCUUGGAGUUCAACAUUUUGAAAGAAAGUUCCCAAUGGACUAGAGAGCUGAGUGUUCUAACAUCACAACAGGUGCUUUCUCCUAAAAGGGUAAAAAAAAAAAAAAAAUCUUAAGAAGAGGGGGGAAAAGAGAGAACAGGGACAAAGAGAAAUUGACUCUUCUUUUUACUGUCUCUUUUGCUUACUUUCACGUGUAAUGUUUUAUGCAGGGGAGCUGCAAGCAGGCCUCAUGAUGGCUUAGUGAGUUUGGAGUCUUUACCCAGCCCUCUCUGUCUCACUCAUCCUUGCUCCUCUCAACCAGUUAACAAGAGGAUGGUGUGGACAGUUCUCCCCCGGGUCCCUCUUGCUUAAGACCUUUGACCUUAUUAUACUUAGGUUGUCAGAUCAUACAUCUGGAUCUGAAAGAGAAGAAGGGUUUGACGUGAGGCCCUGCUGUCACCACCUACAGCUCUGCUUCUGUAGAAGUUCCCUGGGGCCAGGCUGGUUUCUCCUACACAUCUUCAUUGGCAUUCUAGGCCCCUGAGCCCCAAAAGAAUGCUUCUGCCUUCCCACCACCCAUGUUCCACCCACCUCCCUCCUGUUUAGCUUUACUCUUGAUGUGCACUCCCAGAACCAUAGCCUCGAGCAUUGUCUGGAACCUCCUUCUGGCACAAAUGAAUGUUUCUCAUCCCACACACAUUCCUUCCUCCAUUCUUUCAUUCAGAGAAUAUUUAUGAAAUGCCCACUGUGUGCAAGUCACUGUUGGGUACCCAUCCUUGACAAAAGUCUCUUUUCAGUGAGGGAGAAAUGCGAAGGACUCUCUGAGACAUAACCUGGUUGAGUCAAAGCAGUCAAAGGCAUACCCUUCCCCUCCCCGCUCCUUCUAUCUUAGUAGAAGUUCUCUUUUCCAGAUGAAUCUUUCACAAAUGAGCCUUUCUCAUUGCUCAUUAUAAUGGAAUUGAUGAGGGGGCUCAUCACCCUUGCGGGGGGCUGAGUCACUUACUUGCCUGCAGGAUCUUAUUUGGUGGUUCAGGAUUUUUGUGGUUGUUGUUACCCCGCAAGGGUGUAGUGUUUAGGGGGGCUACAGCCGCAGAUGGUAUUUUCUUAACACAUCUGUGCACACCACGUGGAACUUGGCCAGCUCCGUGUCGCAGAUCAGAAAAUGGACCCUAAAGUUGCAAAUCCAGUUGAAGGUAUUGGCAUUUUGAACGGCAUUCUUCCCAAGCUUAGACAGUGCCAGUCAUAAAUAAUCAGGCACCAAGAAAGAGACCACUUCACCCAAAUCUAGCCCUUUGACCACCUCUCCGGCCAGACGCCCACCAGACACUCACAUCUUCUGAUAAGAGUUGCUGGGCUAAAUGUUUUUGUCUUGCAUUUUCCUCUUUCCCCCUCCCCAGUUACUCACCCAGAGAAUCUGAUGCUGCCUGGAAAGUCACCACGGCUGUCAGUCUGGUAUCUUCCCACCGGCAACCCUUGACUGUCCCCUUAACUUAAUAGGGUCAUAUCUGCAGCUGCCCGGAUUCCCUGCUGGUGUAAAACAGCCUCUCCUGUGAGAAGCUGUAGAAUGUUUUGUGUCGAAGGUUUAAAUGGGCUCUGCUCAUAAACUUCUUACUGAGAUGCUUCCUGAUAGCCUGGCCAGCCAGAAGCAGACAAGAUGGGAGAUGGAGGGGUUACAUAGUUAGUCGUGGUGGUUUGUGGUCAGUCACUUCAAUUCCAUGUAUUUCUUGCACUGCCUGUAAGUGAUGUAGAAAGCCCCCCGUAUCUUAGGCCUGGAGUAUUAGAAUCUCACUUUAUCAUAAUGCAGGGAACUGAGGGAUGAGGACACCCUUGACAGGACCUGCACAGAGCAGGCAGGAGCAGAGGCCAUGCCCAGAGAGGUGGCCUGGCCUGCCCCCUGGGUGUGUGACUCUCACUGCACCUCCUUUCUUUCCCUUUUCCUUUCAACUCCUCCUGUUGCUUCCCCUGGAAGUCCUCUGGACAGGUGCUUCUGAGAAGAAAAAUUCCUGGACAAACAUCAUCUGUCUGGUCUCUAUGAAUCUCCUUGAUUCCUCUUGGGUGGUCAUCCUAGCACCUCAAAUGGUUCUGAGGACUCUCUGGUUCUAGAUGAAAGUAGGUUCUGGCUAAACUUUAAUAGCAAACAUGACCUGACCUUAUAUUACAAGGGCAAAAUUAAUACAAUGUCUAGCACUUAGAGUAUCUUAUUGAGUUGAGAUCAUUCAUCGAGCCAACUUUUACUAAAUGCGCAAUUCCCAUCACACAAAGACUUACCAUUGUAUCUUCUGGUAUUCAUUUUCACAAGGUCACUCAGCUGCUGGGGAAGGUCUAUAGCCUUGAAAACUCACUGCAGGUUGCCUAUUAGAUUCACCAAAUUCAUCCAUCCCAUUGGCAGGUCUAGUUUCCCCUUAGCACCUAAAGAUCUGUACCCCAAAUCAAGGUCAUCAUAAAAGGGGACAGGAAGAAGAGUGUGUAGAAUCUAAUGUGGGGCUCAUGAUUGACAAAAUACAAUGUGAUUUUUCUCAUCUUCUCAUAGACCUCUAUCCCAGGUACUCAUUGAGUUCUUGGUGAAGUAUCUGAAUUGAGAUUUACAAGGACCUGGAUACCAUUUGAAAUGGAAAAGAUUUUAAAUGGGCUUUAAUAUAUUAAGAAAUAUGAACAGGAAUCCCCAAAUCCAUCUCAGCUCUAACCUUUAACCUGGUACCUUAUAGUCUAAUGAAGAGCUAAAUGCUUCUCUCUCUUCCUCACACUUGAUCUUCAGAAAUGCUAGUAAAGCAGAUGGGACCCAAGACUGCCUUAAGGGUCGGUAGUGGCGGUGUGACUUGGCACCUUUUGUCAAUAAAAGUCUGUUUGGUUUUCCACGAGGAGUUCGUUGGCUCACCCACUCCUCAGAGAGAAGAGGAGGAGGAAGUCAUCACAAAGUUUUAGUCAACUGGUGAGCUAAUCCCUCCCCUAUGACGUUCAGGAUUGGCAUUUAGACUUGCUGCUAGAGAGUCCUGCUGAUCCCAGAACCAUCCUGCCCUCCCCUUUGACCCCAGUUGUGAGGCACAGACCCACUGGCUACCCUUGGGGGGUUCUGAGGAAAGAGCAAAUCAAGGAAUAUGGUGCCACAUAGAAUGUGACCCUCCCACGGCCCUUCCUGAGUCACAGUGGGCCCUGUGGCCGUAAUAUCAGUAACUUCCAUGUCUGCCUCCCCAGCCUCACCUGCCACCCACAAGAGUUCAGAGCUAUGGAAAAGCAGACGAGGACAGAGUAGACGCAGCAGAGCCUGCUGCCCUUUGCCAAGCCUGCAAGGCCAACCCGUCCAUCACUGCCAGUCCCUGGGCCUCUCAGGACAGCGACUUGAACUGGUCAAAGAAAUGUUUUAAAAAGAAUCUGGAGUUUUCCCCACGUGGACUAAGGGAAUGUUUGGGCAAGAAAAAACACACACACAGUACAGGGACAUCCUUCUGAACAAAAUGGCUGUCUUUACUUACUCUUUUUAAGCAAAAACUGUUUCCAAACUUUUUAGUGUCAAAACUGUAACCAAGUGUCUCCUGAUUUUUUCCAAUGUGUUUGGCGAGUGCUGUGACCCUCUUGUAGGUAUUUCUCCUCCUGACUCUUUUGGGGGAAAGGUGGUUUUAGGGAUUGAUUUGGGGGGAGCGGGUUUUUGUCCCAUCCCACAUCCUCUUUUGUUUCUCUGCUUGUCGAUAUUGUCUGUGUGGUUCAGAGCAUUGGGGCAGUUACAUUGUGGCCAUUGUUGAGAUUAUUAAGAUAUUAAAAAGUAGUUUGUAGAACUGAAAAGUUAACGAGCUGUGUUUUAAGAAAUGCAAAACGAUAUCAUGUUAAUAAAGGAAUUCAAGCUACGGGGCAGCCGAACUCCUCCCCCACCUCCCCCAAGUUGGCCGAGGUGGCAGCUGGGCUAGUCCCUUGGGAAGCACCAGUGGCCACCCUCCAGGUAGUGCAAGAGACAACUGCUGAGUCAAAGGAAUUGGAAUCUGGGGCUCAGAGGGUCCCCACCUGUGCCAGAGAUCUCCUCUACAUCCUCAGGACCUCUAGGUAGAGGUUUCAAAGUUUGUGACCCCAUAACCACCCUCAAACCCACCUUGGUCCCAGCUCAGCGUGCCUAAUACUGUGUGGUAACCCGGGCUUGGCUCUGAAGUCCCACAGCCGGCGGCAGCCCUGUGCGGGCCGCAGACCCUCUCUCCUGCCCACUUGGUGCUAUAUCAUCCAGUGACCCAUCCAGCACGGCCAAGCGCGGGCCAGCCUGGAACCCGCAAUCCAGGCCAAUGAAUUGUACUCAGAUCUCAGUUCCUUCUGGCUUCAGGCCCCAGGUUCUUUCCCUUUAAGCUUUUUAGAGCCUACAUCUCCCAGGCCCAGGCUGUCUCUCUUGGCCCCAGAGAUGCCACGGUCAGGAAAGGACGGGAUCCCUGCCGAAGCCAGAGAAUUCCCCCCCGGGCCAGCGCAAGCACUCUGGGCCCAGCCCUUGCUUGCACGCCACACCAGUAUUGUAUUCAUGCCCUGAUGCAGUCAGACCUACCUGAGGGCCACCCCCUUCCCGUUCUGGCCGGGCUGCCCACGCGGGCCUAGCCCACUGGCCGGGGACCCUGCCGAGUGCCCCGGGCUGUCCAGGGUGGAGACCCGAUGUCUCCCCGGGAUCUGCUCCCCUCUGCCCCGGAAGACAAGUGCUGCACUCUAGUGAGAGGAGCUGAGGGGCCCUGGGCGCCGACUCCUUCUAGCUUGAGUUCCUUGUGCUGACAGUAGCAGCCGCUAUGAUGGUGUCUGUGAUGCAAAUGCACCCGCUGCCUUCAACCGCGUGCGUGCGUGCGUGCGUGCGUGCAUGUGUGUGUGUGUGACGGCCGGAGUCGUGGUACCGACAGGAUAAUGACAUUACAAAGAAAUUGUGUUAGAGUCAACUUUGCCUUGAUAAUUAUUGUAAACACUUUGUCCAUUUUUUUCUUUUUUAUUCACCAACUAAAUCCAUCAGGAAAUUAUAAAGUUAUUUAAAAAUUG